GAACAAUACAUAUUACACAUACUAGAAUGUUGCGUUACUCUCCUGUGCACCGUCAAUUGGCCGGUGCUGCCGCCAAAGUCAUGGCUAGAAGAACAAUGGCUUCUGGUAACACUGACUUAGUUACUGUUACUUUACCAGAAUCUUCAUUUGAAGGUUACAACUUGGAUGUUCCAAGCUUGGAAUUCGAAACCGAAAAGGAAUCCUUGUUGAAGAUGUACAAAGAUAUGGUCAUUAUCAGAAGAAUGGAAAUGGCUGCCGAUGCUUUAUAUAAAGCCAAGAAAAUUAGAGGUUUCUGUCAUUUGUCCGUUGGUCAAGAAGCUAUUGCUGUUGGUAUUGAAAAUGCCAUUACUCCAAAAGAUACCGUUAUCACUUCUUACAGAUGUCACGGUUUUGCGUUCAUGAGAGGUGCUUCUGUCAAGUCCGUUUUGGCUGAAUUGAUGGGUAGAAGAUCUGGUAUCUCCCACGGUAAAGGUGGUUCCAUGCAUAUGUUUGCCCCAGGUUUCUACGGUGGUAACGGUAUUGUCGGUGCUCAAGUUCCAUUAGGUGCCGGUUUAGCCUUCUCUCACAAGUACAGAGGUGACGGAUGUGCUUCCUUCACUUUAUACGGGGAUGGUGCUUCUAACCAAGGUCAAGUUUUCGAAGCUUACAACAUGGCCAAGUUGUGGAACUUGCCAUGUAUUUUCGCUUGUGAAAACAACAAGUACGGUAUGGGUACUGCUGCUGCCAGAUCCUCUGCCAUGACUGAAUACUACAAGAGAGGUCAAUACAUUCCAGGGUUGAAGGUCAAUGGUAUGGAUGUCUUGGCCACUUACCAAGCUUCUAAGUUCGCCAAGGACUGGGCUGCCCAAGGUAACGGACCAUUAGUUUUGGAAUACGAAACUUACAGAUAUGGUGGUCACUCUAUGUCUGAUCCAGGUACCACUUACAGAACCAGAGAAGAAGUUUCUCAAAUGAGAUCUAGAAACGAUCCAAUUGCCGGAUUGAAGGCCACCUUAUUAGAAAAGGGUAUUGCUACCGAAAAGGAAAUCAAGGCUUACGACAAGGAAGCUAGAGCUUAUGUUGACGAACAAGUUGCUGCUGCUGAAGCCGAUGCUCCACCUGAAGCCAAGAUGGAUAUCUUAUUUGAAGAUGUUUACAUUCCAGGUUCUGAAAUUCCAACCUUGAGAGGUAGAAUUUCCGAUGACACUUGGGACUUCAAGAACAAGACCUUCUUAAACAAGGUUUACUAAGAGCAUAGGAGUAGCAUAGAAUAUGUAAAUUAUUAGUAUAUAUAUAU
Molecule: messenger RNA, 1276 nt
Organism: Spathaspora passalidarum NRRL Y-27907
Lineage: Eukaryota; Fungi; Ascomycota; Pichiomycetes; Serinales; Debaryomycetaceae
Gene: PDA1
Product: pyruvate dehydrogenase (acetyl-transferring) subunit E1 alpha
Exons: 1
Coding region: 27-1229 (400 amino acids)
Biological process (GO): pyruvate decarboxylation to acetyl-CoA
Cellular component (GO): intracellular membrane-bounded organelle
Molecular function (GO): pyruvate dehydrogenase (acetyl-transferring) activity
Source: RefSeq, a predicted model, not a curated record